Sus scrofa (pig) is the source of this 3541-nucleotide messenger RNA. RefSeq names its product FERM domain containing 7 (gene FRMD7). Gene Ontology annotation, molecular function: guanyl-nucleotide exchange factor activity. The record is from RefSeq and is a predicted model, not a curated record. Gene Ontology annotation, biological process: regulation of neuron projection development. Gene Ontology annotation, cellular component: cytoskeleton. NCBI's taxonomy places the organism in Eukaryota, Metazoa, Chordata, Mammalia, Artiodactyla, Suidae.
AUGCAGUAGGUUUCACCCUUCGGGGGCCUAUUUGCAUUUAAAAAUAGGACCCUGGUUAACCCACGUGAAGCUGGUGGAGCUUUGGACAAUGUCACCACGGCAGCGAGAGGAGUCCAAGGGACAGGGGAGUAUUUUUGGUCGUUGGGGGAAGGGGGGGAGGGAGGCCCCCUUCCUGGAAGCUAUUAAAUCCCAGAUGUGAGUUCUGUUCGCUGGUCCUGCCUUGAGGGAGAGGGUAGGAGGUGGGAGGAGGGUGGCUGGACUGGCUGACCUCUCAAGGUUGGCAUUAAUUCUACGGGUCGGUGAUUUCCAACUACGUUUCCCUGCGCGCGGCUUCCUUUGCAGCACGAGAGGCACCGCGUGACUCGGUUUUAACUAGGGGUUUUCAGCAGCGUGUCUUUGUGCCUAUCAGCCAGGGCCCAAUUUUCCCAUCACAGCCCUCGGUGCAACUGCACCCCUCGGCUUCAGCAAUGGUGGCUGAAGAUCAGCUCCAGCCCCACUCUGGCUCAGAGAGAUUUUCACAGAGAGCCCCUCCAAGCUCCUGUUCUCCAGAGAGACAGAAGAAGGGGACUGGUUUGUGCUCCCCGCAUGGGUGGGCUUUAAGAAGAAAAAAAAAAAUCUGUGUGGCCUUAGGUGAAAGGAGUGUGUGACAAUACAGAUUUGGUGGGAAAAGCAGCAAAAUGAAAUCUACUCUGGAGCUCAGAGGAGUGAGGUUGGUCCAUUUCAUGUUGGAUCCGCGAGCACGCAAGAGCUCCUCAUACCUGCCGGGCUCUGAGUUACACCUGGUGGGAAUUAAGGAAAUUCAAGCAAAGCCACUCCUAGGACGGAAUUCAGCCUAAUGGGGAAGAAAGGCAGCCCGUGUGAGCAGUGCCAUGUUUGAGGGAACCAGGAGUGUUUGGGAGAAUGGAGGAUGCCCUUGGCUCAACCUGCUGCUGUAGGGAUCAGAGGAACUGCUCCCCGCAUCUGAGCUGAGUGGGAGUAAGCCGAAGCGAAGGAAGCAAAAGUCAUCCGGGAAGGCGCUGUUUAACCUGAGUUGCAGCCAUCUAAAUCUUGCUGAAAAGGAAUAUUUUGGAUUAGAAUUCUGUAGCCAUUCUGGAAAUACUGUCUGGUUGGAACUUCUGAAGCCCAUUACAAAGCAAGUAAAAAAUCCUAAGGAGGUUGUUUUCAAAUUUAUGGUGAAAUUUUUCCCAGUGGACCCUGGACAUCUUCGAGAAGAGCUUACAAGGUAUCUUUUUACGCUUCAAAUAAAGAAGGAUUUGGCGCUAGGAAGGCUUCCAUGCAGUGACAACUGUACAGCGUUGAUGGUGUCUCACAUCUUGCAAUCAGAGCUGGGAGACUUUCAUGAAGAAACAGAUAGGAAACAUUUGGCACGAACUCGGUACUUACCUAACCAAGAUGAUUUGGAGAGCAAGAUCGUGCACUUCCAUCAGAAGCACAUUGGCAGGAGCCCAGCUGAAUCUGACAUUCUGCUCCUGGACAUCGCGAGGAAGCUGGACAUGUAUGGCAUCAGGCCGCACCCCGCCAGCGAUGGCGAAGGGAUGCAGAUCCACCUGGCUGUUGCCCACAUGGGCGUACUCGUGUUACGGGGAAAUACAAAGAUCAAUACUUUCAACUGGGCUAAAAUCCGCAAGUUGAGUUUUAAAAGAAAGCAUUUUCUCAUCAAACUUCAUGCCAACAUCUUGGUGCUGUGCAAGGAUACGCUGGAGUUCACCAUGGCCAGCCGAGACGCCUGCAAGGCUUUCUGGAAGACUUGUGUGGAGUACCAUGCCUUCUUCAGACUUUCCGAAGAGCCCAAAUCAAAGCCCAAAACCCUACUCUGCAGCAAGGGUUCCAGUUUCCGCUACAGCGGAAGAACCCAAAGGCAACUCUUGGAAUAUGGAAAAAAAGGGAGGUUGAAGAGCCUGCCAUUUGAAAGGAAACAUCACCCAUCCCAGUACCACGAGCGCCAGUGCAGGUCCUCACCAGACCUCCUCUCUGAUGUGUCAAAACAAGUGGAAGAUUUGAGACUAGCCUAUGGCAGUGGGUACUACCGAAACGUGAAUGGCGUACACGCGUCCGAGCCUGUGCUGGACAGUAGGAGGAGAAACUCUGCAGUGGAGGUGACGUUUGCAGCCGAGCUGGAGCGUUCCAGACCAGAGGCAGACCCCACGUCCUUACAUCCGUCCCAGAGCAGUUCUUCUUUCCCUUUUCUUUAUACAGACCCUGUCUUUAACACUGACCCCGACCCUGACACUGCCCCGAGAGACUACUUUGAGGAAAGGAGUCCUCUGACCUCCUUCCAAACAAGCCGUAAGUUUGCUGACAAUCACCUGAGCACAUGUUCUGGCCUCACGAGCAAAGUGAGUCCGGCAAGGCAGCUAACCUACACGGACGUGCCCUAUAUUCCUUGUACUGGACAGCAGGUUGAUAUCAUGCCUCCCCAAGUCUUUUUUUACGUGGACAGACCACCCCAGGUGCCCAGACGGUCUCCGCUCAUGGCAGAGGAACGAGAAAGGCCAGGCAGCUGUCUACAGCCUACUGCAGUGAAGCCAGCCAAAAGAAGCCCAAGAAACAUCAGAAUGAAGAGCAUUCAGCAAGACUUUCAAGAACUCCAAGAAGCGAAGGCCAGGACUACUGGUAGGAGCAACAUCAGUGUAGAUUUAGAAGGAGACAAUCCGACUUGUGAUGAUGCCUUUGCAGGUAACAGUCAAGAGCAACCCCCUAAACGGUCCCAGAGCCAAUCAGACAUGAAAACGAUCCGUUUUCCUUUUGGGUCAGAAUUUAGACCUUUAGGGCCUUGUCCUGCUCUGAGUCGUAAAGCUGACCUGUUUACAUAUAUGUUUGCAGAGCAGGCGUUUCCACCCGUUUUAAUGGAUCAGGGAGCCACAGAAAGGUAUGUAGCCAGUGAAUCCAGCGAUUCUGAAUCAGAGAUUCUGAAACCAGACUACUGCUCUUUGUAUGGCAAAGGAAUAAGGUCGCCCAUGGCCAGAAUCCGCCUCUCUUCUGGGAGUCUCCAGCUAGAUGAAGAAGAUGAAGAGGUCUCUUUCAAUACACCAGCUGCUGAGGACAGGACUUUGCAGAAACCGUGUAAUUACUUUUUAGCUUAAAAGUGUGAACUCUAUGAACAUUUCUAGGCCAGGUCCACGUUCCCGACUGAGUUGCUUAAAACAGAAGGAACUUUCUGCACAAACCAUUUUCUUUGUUACUGUGCAUUUGGUAUUACGGGAUUCUUCUAAGUGUGGGAACCCAGCUUCCGGAAGAUCGAGCUGCUGCCUCGUUCCUCAAGCCCUACUCUUCUCCUCCCUCUGAAUCAUUCUGGAACAUGUCCUUUCCUCACCAGCCCCGUGGCAGCGUGAGGUGGGGAUUUGUCAUCUCCUUUAUUUCCCCAUAGAGACAUUAGAAAUGACGUCAGGCUCUUCAGCACUCAAGAGUGACAAUAUGGGUUGGCCUACAGCAUUGGCUUCUGACAUUACUUAGUAAUUUAGUAGACUGCGUGUUGGACCUUUUGUUCUUAAGCGAUGCUAUGAUUAAAGGUUUUGGUCCUUAUUAUUUGUGUGGGGUCCAG